AUGGCUGCUCAGCGUUUCCGCCGCGCGCCUCAAAAUCCAUCGCUCAAAACGCCUAGGCCCAUCUUGUACCAAGAACCCUCUGGUAGGCAUUUGUCUCGUAGAUAUGAGUCCUCAAUGCGGCGCGAGGGAGAUAUUCGCAAAUCGAACGCCGAUAUCCAGGACUUUCAGGAUUCCACCUUUAUUUCGCACUCGGCUCUCAUUCCUGGCCAGCAACUAAAAGGAACUCCAGAUGAAGGGCCCUCAUCUGAGUCGCCAGUCCCGGCUUUCUUCCCCGAUACUAGUGGCCACUCAACUGAAGGUUUUGGGCCUCUAAGCAGACCAACUGAGAACGUCCUGCCUUCUAGCUUACUCUCUCAUUUUCAAGCCACAUCUCAUUCCAGUGUGCCGUCUCCAACGUUCUCUCCUCUUCCGCCCUUGUUAUCUGUGAUUUCCAGCUCAUCCAUGUCUGCCAUGGAUUCAAGUGUAUCUAUCCCAAGUCCACCGACGGAGGACCUCCCUACUGCCAACGCGCUGGACACAUCGACUCCACAUAGGGCCCUUUUACAAAAUAAACUGGCAACGCCAGUCAUCAUUCUGCUAGCUGUCGCCACAGGCUGUCUUUUUCUUGGUGCUUGCAUCAUCACCAAAAGCUGUACGGCUCGUAGUCGUCGGAGAAGGUUGAAGCCAUUACUCCCCGUAUUGGAAAAAGCAUACCCUGACGAGGACGAUUUCGAAUGCAAGGGGUCGUCCAUCUUUGGCGGGAAAGAGCAGUUUUCACCGGCGCCCGGAAGGACCAGUACGGAGUGGUCAUGGGUCCAGUACCCGAUCCCAAGCUCACAGCCUUCGGCACAGGCUACCAUCCACGAUGCUCGGAACCAAGGGAACUAUGAACAAGCUUUUACUAAUUCUGUGCCCCGUGAUCCUGCCGCCCAAUACCCCUUCAGCAGCACUGGUUGUACACAUCAAUUCCCAACCGAUCCAGAGCCAAUGGCACAAGAAAGUCAGCAUGCAGUCACUCGUUCUACCGAGAGCGAACCUAUGGUCACCGUCGCGAAGCAUUCCGCUCAAACACCUGUGGGCACUGGUGGACUUCCCCUCGACGCUGCUGUGCAAGGACCUGUAUCAACCACGGACAGUCAAGACGUUAUCGAACGCAUGCGCCGAAGUAACAGUCAAAAUCAUGAACAAAAGCGUCGAAGUUCUGGUGUCGGCUCAAUCAUUGCUUAUGAUGGCGCUGACGUAUCCUCGCCUAUUUUUGAGGCAACUUUUCAACCUCUCGCAACUCCCGUGCUAAGCGCGAUGCCUGUUGUAGCACAGGAAGGCCGUGCAAGAGUACAAUCCUCCUACUUUGUAAACCGCCCGUUCACUCGUUUCUCCGUACUUCCCGAAACAUACGCAAUCGGCACAGCGACAAAGGUCAAUCUUACUCAUGCCCACGCCCAUUCAAUUGAAAAUGAGGUGAACCUGACAACCCAGAUGUCGGAUGACCAACGAGAACGCCAGACCGAAGCACUCACACAUGCCUUGGGCUUACCUUCCCCAAGAUGUGAAUAUGUGGUCUGCUCCCCGCAACCUUCGUUAUACCCCGAUGAUUCGACGCCGCACACUAGAGACUCCUCGGGUCCAAGCUCAGGUAGCAUCGUGACAAUGGAGUCGGGUUCUAGUCUUUUGGGGUCGAGCAACCAAUCAUUUGACACUUUGGAAAAACUCUCAGGUGUUCUGGAGAAUGAAGGCACGCGCAAGACCAAAAGGUUGAAGAAAAAGACUGGUCGCCGUGAUAGUGACAAGCCUCCACGGGUCCCUUCACCCCCGCCCCUUCCCUCCUUGACACAGAUGGGCCUUGAACACGCGAACCCGGAAGCCUAUUCAAACUAUAGAAGCCCAACGUACAGCAUAUAUGGGUUGUACGACGGCGAGCGGAAGAGUGGAAUAGGUUAUUGA
Molecule: messenger RNA, 1920 nt
Organism: Laccaria bicolor S238N-H82
Lineage: Eukaryota; Fungi; Basidiomycota; Agaricomycetes; Agaricales; Hydnangiaceae
Exons: 1
Coding region: 1-1920 (639 amino acids)
Source: RefSeq, a predicted model, not a curated record